Aedes aegypti (yellow fever mosquito) is the source of this 2624-nucleotide messenger RNA. RefSeq names its product putative inorganic phosphate cotransporter. Lineage: Eukaryota; Metazoa; Arthropoda; Insecta; Diptera; Culicidae. The transcript has 5 exons. Gene Ontology annotation, biological process: monoatomic anion transport; transmembrane transport. Gene Ontology annotation, molecular function: transmembrane transporter activity. Gene Ontology annotation, cellular component: plasma membrane. The coding region runs from base 738 to 2195 and encodes 485 amino acids. The record is from RefSeq and is a predicted model, not a curated record.
CCAUUCGUUCUGUGUCGCAGUCUCGGUGGUGUAUACCCUCUAUCCAAAUCCAGCAGGAGAAAACUGCCUCGUAAACAAACGACACCCCCUCGCUGAGCAGUGCAAAUAGAAAAUAAAACAAUGUGGAUUAUGUGAUUCACAUUGCUGUACGCGGAAAGAAUCCUUUUGUUUGCAUGGAUUAAGUCUCCUGUAGGCCACGCUGGCUGGAAAUCCAUUCACCUCAUUUUUUGACUUGAGUUUUUUCUCUCUGUGCGACUAGUUUAUUGUUGUAAGUGAGCUUAGAGACGACACGUCGUGAAACCGUGAAUUCUACUUCAGUGAGGACCAGUACAUCUAGCUACAUGUAGUAUUUCCUAAAAGUAAAUUCAAACUUGUUUUUCAGAUAGAUUUCAAAUUAUGGUUGAAAUUCAAUAAGUCACAAAAACUAAAGAAAAUUCAUUCUUUGUUCUUACAUUCGGCUACAGUCGUGUCGAAUGAUAAUGACGAGAAAUGAAUAGGAAUCAAGAAGAGCGAGAGUCUUCGCAAACCAUAUGGUAUGAAUGUAAAAAACAGACCAGUGAUACAGUGAACCUAUAAAACGUAGACAAACCGUUUCGUUGCACUGUAAUAAUGCAUUAUGCUGGUGGCCUUGCAAUCAUUCUGCUGGCUUAUCGUUCACUCGUGUCUACUGAAUAGGGUGCAAAGGAAUCGCGCGUCGAGAAAUACAGCAAAACGCCUUUGAGACUUUCAACGAAACUAUGUUCAACUGUUGCGGUAGACGCUAUGACUACCGUCCCAUCGAUCUUGCGUUCCAACCGAGUGGCUUCGGCGUUCGCCAUGUGCAAACCCUGCUGCUGUUCUUCGGCCUCACUGUUGCCUAUGCCCUUCGGGUGAACCUCUCGGUGGCCAUCGUGGCCAUGGUCGACAAAAGUUCGAAAAGCGAUUUCGACCACUUCGACUGGAACGAGCAAACCAAAUCUGUGAUUCUCAGUAGCUUCUUCUGGGGUUACGUCGUGACGCAGAUUCCGGCCGGGCAGCUGGCCCAACGAGUCGGUGCUAAGGUUCUGUUGCUUUUUUCGCUGGGAAUCUGUUCGACGCUGGCCGUCCUGACGCCGCUGUUUGCCCACCUCGGAGAUGAUAAGCUUGUGAUAACUCUACGGAUAGUACAAGGGCUUAGUCAAGGUUUCAUUUUCCCAUCGACGCACACGCUACUAUCGAAAUGGGCUCCAGUGUCGGAGCGAGGCCGUCUUGGGACGUAUUGUUAUGCGGGUGCCCAAUUUGGAACGGUGAUCAUGUUGGCCAGUAGUGGUUUCCUGGCAUCGUCAUCCAUUGGGUGGCCUGGAAUCUUUUACGUAUCCGGGGCAGCUGGCAUUGCAUGGACCGUUGCGUGGUUCUUCUUUGGUGGAAACUCUCCGGUUGAGCAUGGAUCGAUAUCCGCCGAAGAGAGAGACUUCAUUGAAAGUUCACUCGGAAAUCAAGAUCACAGCAAGAAAAUUAUCACACCAUGGAAGGCUAUCUUCACUUCGGCACCGAUGAUUGCCCUGACAAUCGCACAUUGCAGCCACAACUGGGGCUUCUGGACGCUGCUCACUGAAAUGCCAACAUUCAUGAAGAACGUUCUCGAUUUAGACAUCAAGAGUAACGCUCUGCUGUCCAGUUUGCCGUAUCUGGUCAUGUGGGUGCUCAGCAUGGUCUUCUCGCCGAUUUCCGACUUUCUCAUCAACAGGCAGUACCUUUCUCGUGUGACAAGUAGAAAACUAUUCAACACGAUCGGUCUCUGGAUUCCUAUGGGAGCUCUGUUGGGAUUGGCAUUCGUGCCGAAAGGAGAAAUAGACUUGGCAGUUGCUCUGCUGACUAUGGCCGUUGGAAUCAACUCGGCAACCUAUCUGGGCUUCCAGGUGAACCAUAUCGAUCUGGCACCCAAUCAUGCUGGUACAAUGAUGGGUAUCACCAACUGUGCGGCCAACAUCAUGUCUAUCAUCGCUCCGCUGCUGGUGGGACUUGUUCUGCAAGAUGCCACGGAUCCGGUUCAGUGGCGAACAGUGUUCUACAUAGCAGCUGGCAUCUAUUUCUUCGGAAAUCUUGUGUUCAUAGUACUGGGUAAGGCCGACAUCCAACCAUGGAAUGAACCACGGCCAGAUAAGAAAGAUGAUGACAAUGAAGCCGCUAUGCCAAAUAAUCAAAAUACCACCGAACGAGCCGACUAUGUGGACUAAGCUAGUCGAAGGCGUACGAAAGGAGAGGGACUUCCUUCACUAUUGAUAUGAAUACUUAGUCUAGUCCAAAGCUGAUACACUAUACAUCAAACCAUAAAAUGAAACGAGAAGUCUAUAUAGAAAAGAACCGAUCAUCAUAUCGAAGAAAUGAUACAAAUCGAGUGCUCUUAAAUUACAGUUGUAAGGACAAAUUCAGGGAAGCGUAGGUUUCCUGCUAGAAGCUUCCAAUGUUAUUUGUGAAUUUUAGUCGUAAGGUACAAACGUUCCCAGCAACAGAUUAUAAGAUAGAAAGAAACAAAAAAAACUUCAGCAAGGCUGCAUUGACUGAACUAAAUGCAUUCCACCUUGGAGCAUAUUAUGAAGAAUUAAGAAGAGAUACCUAUAUUUUUGUGAUUGUUACUAAUAAAAGUGGAUAUUCGAAAAAAAAAA